Neltuma alba is the source of this 1587-nucleotide messenger RNA. Its product is annotated as serine/threonine-protein kinase SAPK2. Lineage: Eukaryota; Viridiplantae; Streptophyta; Magnoliopsida; Fabales; Fabaceae. Bases 358 to 1377 code for a protein of 339 amino acids. Gene Ontology annotation, biological process: protein phosphorylation. The transcript is spliced from 9 exons. Gene Ontology annotation, molecular function: ATP binding; protein serine/threonine kinase activity. The record is from RefSeq and is a predicted model, not a curated record.
ACUAGUAGGUUAGGAGGAGCGUGCUUCUUUUCUCUCCCCCGUAGCGUACGGUUCGUUCUCCCGACAAUUCUAUCCUUCGUGGUGCUUAUUUAACACGUGUCAAUACAUGCACAUUGGAAAAAUGAGCCUCUCGUUUCGCUGUAGUAGAAGUGUCAAAGACCGGCUUCAGUCAAUGUGAACUGUGGAGUUUAAGACUUUGAGGAAAUGCCAAAGCCCCACGCCUAAUUGUUGCUUUCGCAGCUUUCCUCCUAUUCGGAACCGGAAAAGAAAUAAUAUUGUUAGUGGAACGGGGCGGUCUUCAGAAUUGGAGUGAUCGAAGUAAGAUUUUGUUGGCCUGCGAUUCUGGCAGAAUAAAACAUGGAGCGUUACGAGAUUGUCAAAGAUAUUGGGUCUGGUAAUUUCGCUGUAGCAAAGCUGGUUAGGGAUAAGGGGACUAAGGAGUAUUUUGCUGUCAAAUUUAUUGAGAGGGGCCACAAGAUAGAUGAACAUGUGCAAAGGGAAAUCAUGAACCACAGAUCAUUGAAGCAUCCCAAUAUUGUUAGAUUCAAAGAGGUCCUCCUAACGCCAACUCACCUCGCGAUAGUGAUGGAGUAUGCAGCCGGAGGGGAACUCUUUGAAAGGAUAUGUAGCGCUGGUAGAUUUAGUGAGGAUGAGGCAAGAUUUUUCUUUCAGCAAUUGAUAUCAGGAGUCAGCUAUUGCCAUUCAAUGCAAAUCUGUCAUAGAGAUCUUAAGCUUGAAAAUACUCUCUUGGAUGGCAGUACUGCACCACGAGUCAAGAUUUGUGACUUUGGAUACUCAAAGUCAUCUGUAUUCCAUUCACAACCUAAGUCUACUGUAGGCACUCCAGCCUACAUUGCACCUGAGGUCCUAACAAAGAGAGAGUAUGAUGGAAAGAUAGCAGAUGUUUGGUCGUGUGGAGUCACCUUAUAUGUGAUGUUAUUUGGGGCUUAUCCCUUUGAAGACCCAGAGGAUCCAAGAAACUUCAGAAAAACCAUAGGGAGGAUACUUAGUGUCCAAUACUCAAUCCCAGAUUAUGUACGAGUUUCUAUGGAAUGUCAACAUCUUCUAUCACGAAUAUUUGUGGCCAAUCCUGAAAAGAGAAUAAGUAUGAUAGAGAUUAAAAACCACCCGUGGUUUCUGAGGAACUUGCCCAUUGAACUAAUGGAAGGAGGGAGCUGGCAGAGCAAUGAUGUGAAUAAUCCAUCGCAAAGUGUGGAGGAAGUGCUGUCCAUAAUACAAGAGGCAAGAAAACCUCCCAGUGUCCCCAUGGUUGGAGGCCUUCUUGCUGGAGGAAGCAGCAUGGACCUUGAUGACUUAGAUGCUGAUGCAGAUCCUGAGGAUAUAGGGACAAGUGGCGAAUAUGUGGGGUAUAUUUAAACAUGCAUGUAAACGACAUGCUGAGCUAUUGUUUGCUGUGCAUAGAAUUUUGUUUUUUAGGGGAUUGAAGUUGUGUUCUUUGCUCGUACAGGAGGAAUGAAUGCGUCUAUGCUUUUCUUUUCUGUUUGGUCAAGCCAUGCUUAUCUAUUCUAAGGUGUUUACAUUUAAUUUUUAUCAACAUUCAUGGCCAAGCCAUUCUUAUCUCUUCUA